AUGAAGCCCUCCGAGUUCAUGACAAAGGCGCUUGGCCUACGCACAAUACAUGAAGCUAUUCUAGAAGGAGACCUCAAACGGGUUAAGCGGAUCCUUCACCAGGACAAGAGCGCCGUGAAUACUCAGACCAUCAGAGAUCAGGUCACCCCUUUGCACUUGGCUGUGCUUAAUGGUUCCCUCGCGACGGUCAAGCUGCUUCUGCUACAGAAGGCUUCCUUUAGUAUCAAAGACAAGAAGGGAUACACCGCGCGACAGUACGCUCGUUCAGCAACUAUAAGGGCAAAGAAGUUGAAGCAAUACGAGCGACUUGGCUGGCAGCCGGCCAAAAGGAGGAACAGAAAGGCUCGGUUCAUUUCCACCAUAUUUCGCGAACCGGAAGCCCUUCGCGCGAUACUUUCCACGAAUGACCAUCCUCUCUCAGGAUCCACGAUUUUGACAGACGGGAAGAAGCUAACAAUUCUACAGAAGGUUGUCACUACGAGUCUGACGUUUCCUGUCCAAAAUUCUACCUGUGGCUUCAUCGCGUCAUAUAUGUCGGCUGUCCCGCAGAUGAUGGCACUUUGGUCAGAUAUGCAUACAAUAUCAUGGGUUUCCCCCUCUACAUGCAACCAUACGAUUGCCCAGGAGCGAGUGUCGUGCCCCCGGAGCAUGUUGGGAGGUAUAUGGCAUCACACUUGGCCAAUCCCGCCAUUGGGUGCCCGAAAUUCUGCACCUGCCGCCGAGGCAGAGACAGAUAUAGUCGAGAGAGACAACGAUUACGGAGAACUCUGCCGGCAACAGAAGUUCGAUGAGGGUGGACCCAUGGACGACUUCGGAUCGCUGCCCCGAUCAAGCCGAAGACCGCCACCGAACCAACUCGCCGGCAGGUCGUUGCUUCUAGACGGCUCCAAGGAUUGCUAG
Neurospora tetrasperma FGSC 2508 is the source of this 900-nucleotide messenger RNA. RefSeq lists its product as uncharacterized. Lineage: Eukaryota; Fungi; Ascomycota; Sordariomycetes; Sordariales; Sordariaceae. Gene Ontology annotation, molecular function: protein binding. The record is from RefSeq and is a predicted model, not a curated record. Bases 1 to 900 code for a protein of 299 amino acids. The transcript has 5 exons.